Molecule: messenger RNA, 1598 nt
Organism: Nezara viridula (southern green stink bug)
Lineage: Eukaryota; Metazoa; Arthropoda; Insecta; Hemiptera; Pentatomidae
Source: the annotation of a GenBank genome assembly
CUCAUAUUGUUGUUCUUGAUCUAUCUUUUGACUACACUUGGAUAUUUUCGUGGUGUUCACGUUUUAUUUUUUUUAAAUUAAUUUAAUAAGUGCAUGUGAAAACAUAGUUACGAUUGCAAUAAAGGGGAUGACAUACGGUGAUAGACCUAUAGAAUCUAAUAGUAGAUCAUUAGUCAUGGAUGACGAAUUCGAAGGCUUGGAGGAGUAUGAAAUAAUUGAUACUGAUGACUUGGAGGUAGAAAUAGAGAUGAGUUCUACCUCCGAAGAAGAAGAAGAAGCAGUUGGAUAUGAAUCUGAUAGUGAGUUUGAAAGGAAAAUGUCCUGUAUUCCCACCACCGACCAUGCUUCUUUUAUUUUUUCAAAACAUACAGGAUCUGUUUAUUGUAUUGGAAUACAUCCUCAAGACGAAAAUAUAGUUAUUACUGGUGGUCAAGAUGAAAAACCAUAUAUUUGGAAUUCUCAAACAGGGGAGGUUUUGAUGGAAUCUGAUAAAUUUUCUGAUUCUGUACUGAACGUUGCAUUUAAUCAUGAUGGUAAAUAUGUGGCAGCUAUUGAUAUGGGCGGUAAAAUUCAAGUUUGGAAGACUUUGCCUACUGGUUUUAAUGAUGUUUGGGAUACCAAAAUAGAUGAUGUCCAGUGGAUGAGGUGGCAUCCUCAAGCAAAUGUUCUCCUUGUUGGAGAGUCUUCUGGUUCUGUGUACAUGUGGAAGAUUCCAUCUGGCGAGUGUAAAGUGCUUCCAGGACAUAGGGAUUUAGCUGAUGUUGGUGCUUUUAUGCCUGAUGGUAAGAGGGCUGUCAUUUGUUAUAUUGAUGGCUCCAUAAGGGUAUUUAAUCUGGCUAAUGGCAACGUGUGCAUGAAGUACGAUUCUCCAGAUAUUCAGUUAGAAACAGUCAUUUCUCUGGAUGUACAUCCUGAUAAUAACCUCGUAGCUGUUGGAACCAUUUCUUCAAGGUUAUAUGUUCUCAAAACACAGGGAGCUAAGUCAGCACAGCAGUUCAUGUGUGUAGAGGAGCAUGAAAAAGGAAGUGAGGCAGUUACAACGUCUAUUGAGUAUGUGGCUUUUUCGAGAAAACUUCCUUAUAAUGUUAUAGUUGCAGCAACUGACAAUGCUCUCCAUGUAUACGACUAUGUUAAAUCAGAAGAAAGGGGUUACAUUCCAAUAGAGGAAGGAGUGACAAGACUUGUUUGGCCAGAAGGAAAACACACAGUUUAUGUAGGUACAAAAGUAGGAAAAAUUGCAGUUUGUGAUAUACGGGCUCUUAGAAGGAUAGGGACAUUGGAAGGACACUCUAAGAGUAUUUUGGAUUUAGCCACUACCAAGGAUGCCAAAACAUUAUUCACCACUUCCGAUGACCAUACUGUGAGAUUAUUUCCUGUAGAUGAACUUAUGCCUCAAUUUGGCAAUUCUACCGAAUAAUUUCUUGUAUAUUAUUUGUAAAUAGAAUUGUUAAUCUGUAUAAUGUUGAUCCUGAAUUGUAAAUUAAGUUAUGUGAAUAAAUAUUUUUUAUAUUUUAUUUUUUCUUGAAAUUACCGUGAUAAAAAUUUAAUAAUUUUAUGAAAUAGUUUGACAAAACGUUACAGAUUUUUUUUAUCAAAAC